AUGGUGCGGGAUUUGUUGAGGCGAAGUGGAGGCACCGGUGUUACAUACAUUAUUCCUUCAAAGUGGCAACGUCCUUGGUCGCCUCCAAUAGGCUACCAGUGUGUCUACGAAUCUUAUUUUGGGGACCAUACAGAACUCUGGUUUCCGACUCCCCAACUGAUCACGUCUUAUGCGUUUCGUCAGGACAUCGCAAUCUGUCAGUUGCUCAAUGGGUCGCUGCGCAUUGCGGUUAUUCUGAUGGUGAUGGCAGCGGAGAUAGACGUCUCAAUGAGCGUGAGAGUGUUCGAAGAGUUAACUUUCACGAAGGCGAAGCCGCAUGGGAUAUUUUCAGUGAAGAUGCGUUUGAGCUACAACGUCUUGGCUGGGGAUCCUAACAAGACGAAAGACUGGCAGCGCUCAUAUUUUUAUAUCAAGUUCGACGAGCAUGCCUUCUCGGAACCUCCUGGGGACGACUAUCGCGUGCUAUGGAACAAAACGGUCGAUAGAUAUUUUCGCCAUCCGAAUACGAUCGCAUACCCGGAGAAAUUCUUCGAGAGUGUCCGGGAAAUCGCGGCUCACAGCCAUCUCCGUUGGCCCGAUCUUAGUCGAGAGUGGAUAAGACGCCAAGAAGUUCGGAUUGCCAGAGCGUCGACCAGCUCUGACGGUGACCGGGCUUCCAAGGAAGGAGCACCCGAUUUAGUUGACGAGGGCGUUGGGGCGGAGCCUCCUACCUCGAGUCCCAAAAAGAAGAAGAAAAAGAGUAGGAAAUCCAAGAGGAGAGUAACCGAAGAGCUUCCUCUUGAAGAGAUCGCUUCUCUCGGUGAAACCUCUGAGGGUUUGGAGGCAAUGAAGGAAAAAGGAGGAAGGAAGAGGCCUUACGAAGGGGCUACUUCCUCUGUUGAUCAUGGAGAGGCGCCGGUAGAAGAGCGAGAGGGCGCUGCAGAGGAUCCUGUCGAGACAAACCCGUCCGAGGGGGUGCCUGAGGAUCGUCCUAGAAAGAAGAAGAGAUCCAUCGAAGCGGAGCCGCAUCCUUCUGAUGUGGAGGCGGCUCUAGUCGAAGUCGUCACGAGAGACGGAUUUUGUCCUGAAACCCCUCCAGAGAAGAGAAAGGUCUCAACGCAAGGGAGUGAUCCUGUUACGAGCGAGAGGUCUGCUCCUGAUCCGUCUGCGAGAAAAGGAUCUCGUUCUGAAGGUUCUAUCGUGAAGAGGGGGAGGAUCAAGUACCUUGAUCGCGUCGAGUUUUCCUACGAUGAGACAACUCCCCUAAUCCUUAAUCCUCUUAGGUACGCUGAGCUGAAGUGCGCGGAGCUGACGCGUCAAAUUCGCGGCGGGACAAAGGAGAUGCCGCAGUUGGAAGACCUUUACUUCAAGAGCGAGUACAUCGAUGCUGCUUCCUCUAGAGCACGGAGUGACGGGAGCAUGAACUUCCUCGUUGAGAAAUACGACAGUGCUCUGAAGCAGACGAUGAUCCAGUUGGGGUCUUCGGAGAAGCUUGCCCAUGCGAGGUUGAAGGCCAUCGAGAGAUUCGAAGAGCUGGAGGGUAAGCUCAAAUCUGCCGGAGCGGCAAGGAAAGAGCUUACCCGAGAGAACACUCGUCUGGAGCAAGCGACCGCGAACCUGGAGAAGGAGAAGGCCGAGCUACUCAAAGAGAGGGACACUGCAGUAGAGAAGUUGAUCAGAGAAAGACAGCGCUUGAAGGACUCUCGGAGUUUGGAGGUUACUCGUGAGAGAGAAAGAGUCAAAGCCGCCAUGAUUGACAAGGCCAAUCACUGCUUUGUUCGCGUGCGCGACCACUUUACUCGCUUGGAGGCCCUUGGGAAAGCGAAGAACCUGUACAGUCAGGCUUCGGGAACGAAGAAGUGCCUCGAGAUGAUAAGGGCAAGUGGGACGGAGAUCCCGCAAGAGAUGAUCGACGUCUUCGCUGAGCAGGGGAAAAUCUACGAGACGGAGGCUACAAAACUUUGUGUUGGUCCGCUAUCUGAUAGCGACCUCACUCUUUCUCCGCUGGGACUCCCUUCCCGCUUCGUCGAGGACAGGUUUAGAGGGUCGUUUGAUCCUUAUGGGUCGAACGUAAAUUUGAUCAGACCGGAGACGGCUUCUCAGGUUCCGGAAGGAGGUGACCUUGGAGAGCGUCCAGAGAACGAGCACCUGGAGGAGGUCCCCGGAAAGGACAACCUUGAGAUAGGCAACACUCCGGUUCGAGAGGAAGAGACCGAGAACGUGGGCAUCGAGGAUCCUGUCCUCGUCUCGGAUUCUUCUUCUGAAGGACGAGAAGACGGAGAAGAGGAAGACGAAAGAGUCAAGGAGACGUCGCCGUCGCAGCCUGUCGAGGAAGACCCGACUGCUGCCGCUGCUACAGACCCAGUCGGUCCUUCUGCUCUUGGGAUGCCAGAGGAGAUAGGGACACAACCCGCUAAGGGACUUUGUCCAGCUCUUUCGUGUUUCGAUUGA
Brassica oleracea var. oleracea is the source of this 2430-nucleotide messenger RNA. RefSeq lists its product as uncharacterized. Bases 1 to 2430 code for a protein of 809 amino acids. NCBI's taxonomy places the organism in Eukaryota, Viridiplantae, Streptophyta, Magnoliopsida, Brassicales, Brassicaceae. The record is from RefSeq and is a predicted model, not a curated record. The transcript has 7 exons.